AUGUCCCGGGGAAAUAUAGCUGACGAAGCGCCUCUUGCCUCGGAACUACAGAUCACGCACGUUGUAUAUCUUAUGCUGGAGAACCAUUCCUUUGACAAUAUUGCUGGCUACUGGGAUUUCAACCCGGCCAUUAACAACCUCCGGAACGUGACCUACUGUAACGACUACACGAACCCCAACUGGACUGUCUGGGGCGAGCCGCUGUCGAUAUGUGCUGGCCCAUUCGAAGACGAGGUUCCCCUGGUCGAUCCCGACCACAACUUCGCAGGAACCAGCUAUGAGAUUUACCGCAAAUGGAACCCGACCGCGAGCGAUGUGCCUACCAUGGACGGCUUCAUCGAGCGCCAAUCGGAGAAGUACAACGCCACCCCCGGCGACGCGUCGUUCGUCAUCAAGGCCUACGACAAGGAAAAGACCAAUAUCCUCGCCACGCUCGCUCAGAACUAUGGCUUCUGGGACAGCUACCACGCCGAACACCCCGGCCCUACCAACCCCAACCGGCAAUUUGCCACCUCGGGAUCCACCUGUGGCUUCGUCGACAACACUCUGCAGGCUUACGGAUGGCAGCUGAACUCGACCGGCGUGAACUGCACCAAGUCGAUCUUCGAGGUGCUGUCCGACAAGAACAUCACGUGGAAGAACUACUACGAGACCGAUAUCAUCGACUCCUGGUUCUACCAGUGGGUUCAGGACAAUGCGAUGGAUCGCAUUGUCCACUCCAACGAGUUCUACUCGGACCUGGCCAAUGGCACUCUGCCGCAGUUCUCAUACUACAACCCCGAAUGCUGCACGAUCGAUUCGUUCCACCCGACGAGCAACAUGGCUGCGGGUGAACUGAUGCUCAAGCAUUUCUACGAUUCCAUCCGGGCAUCGCAAUACUGGGACAAUAUCCUCGUGAUCAUCAACUUCGACGAGCACGGCGGGUUUGCCGACCACGUACCACCCCCGACCGGCAUUCCCGCGCCCGAGGAUGGCAUCACCUACUCCGGUCUCUCCGACGGCCACAACGUGACCUACGACUUUACCCGCUUGGGCAUCCGUGUGCCGGCCCUCGUCAUCUCGCCCUGGAUCCCGCCCAACACCCUCAUCGGCCCGGGCACCAGCUACGCCGACAACUCGGCCUACACGCACAGCUCGUUCCUGCACUUCCUGCAGAACCUGUGGGAUCUCGAGGGUUUCAACAACCGCGUCCAAUGGGCCAUGACCUUUGAGCACAUCUUCUCGGACACGCCCCAGGCGAAUCCUCUCCCUAGUCUGCCUAACCCCAUUUGGUACGGAGGUUCCAACAAGCCCGAGCCAGAGGGCUUCUACCUGCUCAACCAAGACGCGAGUUACUACUUGAACUUGCCGGCAGAUUCUGGGGCAGCGUAA
Molecule: messenger RNA, 1371 nt
Organism: Fonsecaea multimorphosa CBS 102226
Lineage: Eukaryota; Fungi; Ascomycota; Eurotiomycetes; Chaetothyriales; Herpotrichiellaceae
Exons: 3
Coding region: 1-1371 (456 amino acids)
Biological process (GO): phospholipid catabolic process
Molecular function (GO): hydrolase activity, acting on ester bonds
Source: RefSeq, a predicted model, not a curated record